UUUCCCCCAAUUUCUUUCACAAAUUACCCAUUAAAAAAAAUCCCAAACAGCAAAACAAAAUGAGUGUCAAUCUCUCGCAAAUUUCGUUAUUUCGGUUAGAAUUCGCGCCACCCAAAUCUAAUCUUCCCUCAAAAUCUCACUUCAACAUCUAUACAAAAUCACCACUCACAAGACUUUCUUGCGCUCGUCUUCCCCAGAACACCCCACCUCCACAGCAGCUCAAUCUCUCUGUUCUUCGCUUCACACUCGGGAUACCUGGUUUGGAUGAAUCAUAUUUACCCAGAUACAUUGGCUAUACAUUUGGGGCGCUUUUGAUGUUAAAUCAUUUUGUGGGCUCAGAUUUGUCUUCAAUUACUUCAGCUCAGCUUAGAUCAGAAGUUCUGGGUCUUUCUUUGACUGCAUUUUCUGUAGUCAUUCCCUAUCUUGGAAAAUUUCUCAAGGGUGCUACUUCGAUUGAUCAGAAGAGUAUACCUAAAGGAGCGGAGCAAAUCUUUGUCAUGUCCCAAAACAUUUCAGAUACUCUGAAGGAAGAUUUGGCUUGGGGAACAUACAUUCUAUUGCGUAACACAAACUCGAUAUCUGUGUUUGUCUUAGUUCAAGAUGCGUUGUGCGUGCGUGGCUAUUGGAACACACCCAGAGACGUCUCCAAAGAAAAUGCACUCGAUUGGUUUAGGAGACAAACACAGCGAUUUGGAUUCUCCAACUUGAAGGAUACCAUUUACCUUCCACAGGUAGCAGAUUCCGAACUGCUGGGGAUGCUUCCCAAGGGCACUCGUACUCUACUCGGACAACCGAUUUUUCCCUCUCCCAUACUGAGCUCCAGUCAAGUGAGUCAACCAGAGAAGGUUGAGGGUUUUGUACUGCUGGCUUCUACUGUUGAUUAUGCAUAUAGCGAUAAAGAUAAAGCCUGGAUAGUAGCCGUUGCCAACAAGUUUAGAGGUAGGGACAUUCGCUAAUGUGUGAUGCAUAAGGAACAUCAUUAAUCUCUGUGCUUAUUAAUCCACAGGGAUAAGACGUUACAGAAAGCAGCAAUUAUUAUGUUAUCGAUAUAUACUGAUCUGCUUCGUGAAGACUAUUUCAUGUCUAAAAUUCCUUUGGGAUAUAUGCAUAAAGUGAGCCGGGCUGCUCAGGUCGAGAUGACGUGAAA
Molecule: messenger RNA, 1147 nt
Organism: Olea europaea var. sylvestris
Lineage: Eukaryota; Viridiplantae; Streptophyta; Magnoliopsida; Lamiales; Oleaceae
Product: protein COFACTOR ASSEMBLY OF COMPLEX C SUBUNIT B CCB2, chloroplastic
Exons: 6
Coding region: 60-956 (298 amino acids)
Biological process (GO): cytochrome b6f complex assembly
Source: RefSeq, a predicted model, not a curated record